UCUGGCGUGAAGAGGGCAAGUGAGUAGUCUGGCAGUGGUUAGAUUGCGGUGAGAAUGUCGGUACAAGGAGGGAUUGAAAGAUGAAUGCGAGAUAAUAGAAGGGUCGAUUGCUUUGUGAGAGUCGGGAAAGUUACCUCUGUGGAGAGUUUCGGCGAGGGAGAGGGAGAGGAGGUGGGAUGGUUCUAGAGGCCUUUUGAGGAAGGCGUGGUGGAGGGUGCGCUCGCGGUGAGUUGUUCCGUCGGGCGAUCUAAAAGAUCGUUGGGAGGUUCUAGGUCAGCCUCUUAUGUCAUCGUUGCCCCUCCCUCAUCAUCGUUGGGAUUGCAAUGAUCGGAAUCUAGUCAUUCUUCUAAAGGUUUGCGCAGGUGUUCGCUCGGGUGGAAUCCGUCGAGACUCCGGCAGUUGUUUGUCGUAGAACUUGGUGGGGGAGACGAGGCCGAGGGAAUCACUGCGUAGUGGAAGCCAUCUCUUGUUUAAGAAUUUGGAAGGUCUGGUGCACAAGCAACUUUAACGAGGCGAUCUAAAAGAAAGACAAAAGAUUUUAGUUGCUACAUUCGAUUUGCGCUUGGAUUGCGUGUUGGAAAUUGAGCAGAUCGCAUCAUGAGCGGGUGUGGAUCAGGAAGCUGUCAAGGAAGAGAUGGAAAUCUUGCUCCAUACAAUUACUACGGGCCGCCACCGGGCAGUAACAAUUAUGUCGUCAACAGCAAGAUUAUGGUCGUGGCUGUCGCGGUUCUCUUCGCUGUCGUCCUCUUCAUCCUCUGCCUCCACAUCUACGCCAAGUGGUUCUGGCGCAAUCAAGGUGCCAUCGUCGCAAGCGAUGGCACCUUGCGUACGUUAUCAUGGCGAAGACGCCGUUACACUGUCCCUGUGAACGCUACUCCGGUGACGCAGGCAGUGGGGCUUGAGCGGGCUGUUAUUGAAGCUCUGCCCACUUUCGAAUUCGACGGUGAGAGGGCAAAGCGUGGGUUCGAGUGCGCGGUUUGUUUGGAAGAAUUUGAGUUGGGUGAGAAAGGCCGCACGUUGCCGAAGUGUGACCAUAGUUUCCACUUGGAUUGUAUUGACAUGUGGUUGCACUCGCACUCGACAUGCCCGUUGUGUCGCACGAGUGUGGGAGCUGAUGAAACUGAGAAGAAGACCGAGGCCGCCACCGUGAUGCAGAUAAGCGAGCCUCCUCAGAUGGAAGCGCCCGUUAUGGGUGACGUAGGAGCGCCGUUCAUGGCGGCCAUGCGAGCUUCCAGGAGGAGCCAACGGAGCCGGGGACAGUUGCCGGCGUUGAAUAGUUCCCCAAGAGGCAAUAGUUUGCCCCGCACUGCGGAGGAUCAGGGCGGGGAGAAUCAUCGCCGAAGUGGUACGUCGGAAACGGCCGUUGCGGUUGAUCAGCAGCAAAACAUAAAAGAUUACGAGACACCGUCCGGAAUCCCGUCCAAUGUGUUAUUCUGGGGGAAUCAUGCGCAGAUGAGCAGUGCAGGUGCAGGAGGGAGUGCAGAAGCGAGGGCGGCGUCCAGUAUUCGUGCGCCGUUUCAGGUUACUAUCGACAUUCCGAGGUCUGGUCCAGCGGCUGUCAGCAAUUCGUCGAAUGUUUUGUCGCCGAUGGCGCGUGCUUCAGCGAGCUUCCGACGUUUGUUGAGCCGAGGGAAGAGUGUGGUGUCGCCCCAAACUGGAGAAGAUGGUGUUGACGAGGGCGGGCCUUCUUCUUCACCCCGUCCACCACCACCACAUGCCUGAGGAUUUCGUGAGCAGGUGCUGUUAAAGUGGAAAUUUUAUUCUGGAAGAAAACUGAUACUUCCCUGGUAGACAUAAAUGCCCGACCAUGCAAAGGAUUUUGUGGGAUUUGCACCUGAUAUCAACCAAGCUAUCUAGCGAACGUCACGAUUGCGUUGAGUGUUACCCGGCGAAAUCCCUAAGCCUACAUCGCCGAUUACGAUGCGCACUUUCCUCAGUAAGGUCAACCUUCGCAUUGAGGAGGAAAUCGGCGCUUUAGUGCCCACAAAGCAUGCCCUUAGAUCCCAGAUGUGGAAUUGCAAUGGGAAUUGAGAGCAGGGUACACUGCAAGUGCGUUUUAGGAUGUGAAGUGUGAGCAUUGGAGAUCUGCGUCUCUGCCGAUUAGGUCAGGUCAGCAUCACAUUUGACACUGGAGAUGCAAAAUAGUAGCUAUUCCUUCUUCACUUCUUCCGAUGGUGUACCGUAGUGUAAUAUAUAGCGCUAGAUGUGCAAUAAGACGCCACAGUCUGAGGCUCAAGAUGUAAUAUAGAUCAUGCACGAAGCAGUUAAGCAUCUCUAGGUUAGGAGAUUGAAUGCCACAGUGCUUCAGUAACAUGUAGAGUUGUAAAUAAACGGGAAAUCGCCUUCUGCAAGGCAUCUCACUGACACGAACCUAGUGAACAUAUCAAGGUAAUUGCCAUUUUACGAUAACCAGCUUAUUGCAAGGCAAGCGCCACAACUGAUUUUACGGCCACGGAAAUUUUUACCCAUUUUCGCCA
Molecule: messenger RNA, 2477 nt
Organism: Physcomitrium patens
Lineage: Eukaryota; Viridiplantae; Streptophyta; Bryopsida; Funariales; Funariaceae
Biological process (GO): protein ubiquitination
Molecular function (GO): transferase activity
Source: RefSeq, a predicted model, not a curated record